Scatophagus argus is the source of this 2356-nucleotide messenger RNA. It is a transcript of the gene herpud2, whose product is annotated as HERPUD family member 2. The record is from RefSeq and is a predicted model, not a curated record. The coding region runs from base 440 to 1702 and encodes 420 amino acids. Gene Ontology annotation, biological process: endoplasmic reticulum unfolded protein response. NCBI's taxonomy places the organism in Eukaryota, Metazoa, Chordata, Actinopteri, Scatophagidae. Gene Ontology annotation, molecular function: protein binding. The transcript has 9 exons.
UUGCCAGGCCAACCGGAUCCCCAGCGGGCAGCCGCGGAGCUAACGUUAGCCUGAAAGCUAACCGCGUUACCCUGGCUUCGUGACAAGGGUCAAAAUACAGUCAGAGCUGCUCGGCAUACGCUGCCUUUUACCGGCCGGUCGAGCGAGUGUGGGUUUUGUUUUGUGAAUGUGAAGGUGUUUAGUGAAAUCCCACAACUGAACCCACCACUGAAGAAUUCUCCUCGAUACAGUUGGAACCUCCUGCACAGAUGAGGCUGAUGUUGUAGAGGGGGAGUCACGCACCCCUCUCCACCUACAGAAGGGACUACUUUAGGUGUGCUGCUGAGCACAGGAUGGAGAGGAUUUGAAGGAAUUUUGUCCUCAGGUGAGCCCUGAGUUGUGACACUAAGCUCCUCAGAGCUCAGAUUCUUCAGAGCCCACUUUGCCAGUAAUAUGAGCCAUGGACUCUGGGACACUUGACAGUCCGGUAACCCUGGUCAUUAAGGCCCCCAAUCAGAAGUAUGAAGACCAGACCAUUAACUGCUUCCUCAACUGGACCGUGGAGAGACUGAAGAGUCACAUCUCCAACGUGUACCCCAGCAGGCCGCUGUCCAAAGACCAGCGGCUGGUGUACUCAGGAAGGCUCCUUCAAGACCACCUACAGCUCAGAGAUGUGCUUCGAAAGCAGGAUGAAUACCACAUGAUGCAUCUAGUGUGUACGUCUCAUAGCCCCCCAGCGUCGCCCGUGCCUCGAAGCCCCUCCAUGGCCAACUCUUCUUCUUCUGACCCCAGCAGUCCAGACAGUGCCGCCUCCCCUGCCGACACACCAAAUCAGGACAGUCUGCCAGCCUCUUCGUCCUCCUCUUCAGUCCCUGGAAGUUAUGACGGCCUGAGGUAUCGCGGCGGCUUCCCCCAGUACGACCCCCCUGGCCCCUCUGGUGUCCCUCAGUGGCCAGACGGAGCCCAGGUCCCUCUACAAGGUGGCCUCCCGGCCAACAUGCCCCCCCACCCCAUGUACAUGCCCAUGCAGAUGCUGUGGUGGCAGCAGAUGUAUGCACGUCACUACUACAUGCAAUAUCAAGCAGCAGUAGCUGCCUCUCAGCCUCCCAGCAGCCCCCCUCCUUCCUCUCCCUCCUCCACGCCCCAUCAACCAGCCCAGGCCAACGAAGCCGUGCAGCCCCCACUGGGGCCCAACCCGGACCCCAACCCUUUGCCGGAGAACCAGCCGGCCAACCCCAACAUCCAGAUGAACGCGCAGGGCGGGGCGGUGUUAAACGACGACGAGCUGAACCGCGAUUGGCUGGACUGGUUGUACACGGUGUCUCGCGCUGGCGUCCUGCUCAGCAUUGUUUACUUUUACUCCUCCUUCAGCCGCUUCGUCAUGGUGGUCGGUGCCAUGCUGCUGGUCUACCUGCAUCAGGCUGGUUGGUUUCCCUUCAGGCCGGAGCAGCAGAAUCUUCGAGGAGGAGAAAGAGCCAGAGCGCCUCAGGAGGAAGCAGAGAGACAGGACAUACAGGAAAUGGAACGUCUGAUGGACGAGGGGGUGGAAGACGAUGACAGCGGCGAGGAAGGAGGUGGAGGCCCUGAGGACCAGGCUGACGCUCCUGCUGCUGCUGCUGCUGCUGCUCUUCCCGAGCCAAGCUUCCUCACCACCGCGUGGUCCUUCAUCAGCACCUUCUUCACCUCGCUCAUCCCAGAGGGACGGCCGCACCAGGCCAACUAGGCAGUCCCUCUGGCCUACCUCUUAAAUAGCCCUCCUCCUCUUCCUCCUGCCAGCAGGAACAACUCUACAGAAGUGUCACAAUUAGCACCCUCAUCUUUGCUGUCCCAUUAGCCCCAAAUCCAUCUUCAGAUGCACCCACAAAUGCCAGACUGCUCAGUCUGGAGUAGCUAGUCAACUGCAAUAGUCUUACAUGCUGCCAACAAAUGGAGCAAUGUUUAAAACAGGCUCCUUUGAAGUUUAAGAGCAGAUGCAGUAUGAGUUCUGCAGCUGGGGAGGAGAAUAAACGGACGUUUAGAAAGUAAAUACCACGCUCUGUUAUCGGAGUAAAUGCUUCAGCAGUGAAAUCCUGGAGGGAGCUGUCUUCCAUUUUAAGCAGUGGUAAGGUCAAUGAGGGAUGUGAUCCAGACGACAAACAAAGAAAGAAAGGAAUCUCCCUAAAAUGAUAGGCAGAGAUGUGUGUGCUCAACAAACCAUGAAAAACCACAUCCCCAAAGACAUUUUCAUGUGUGCAUGCGAUGUGCAUAAUGACAUUGCAGCGAUUGAAGCACAUCGUUUUCUCACUUUAUGAACAUUAUCUAUUUACACAUGUAAGUAUAUGCAUCUUUAAUUCCUGAAUAUAUGCUUUUUUGAAUUAAAAAAAAAAACUUGCUGCAA